Messenger RNA from Drosophila serrata, 1255 nucleotides. RefSeq lists its product as uncharacterized. NCBI's taxonomy places the organism in Eukaryota, Metazoa, Arthropoda, Insecta, Diptera, Drosophilidae. The record is from RefSeq and is a predicted model, not a curated record. Gene Ontology annotation, molecular function: RNA binding.
UUCGAUUGUAACAUCGAUGUUUUGGAACUCCACGUGCGGCUCGUUUUUGUAAAUUUUACUUAUUUUGUACUGAUUUUAUAUAAAUAAAAACAUUAAAAAUGCCGCCUGUGAAGAAGCCCAAGCCCCAGAAGGUUGCGAAACAGGCCUCGCCAAUGAAAACAAUACAGAAACCCAAGGAAGUCGUUUCCGGACAGCUGAAGAAAAAGCUGGACAAGGUCAAGCCACAAAAGGUAAAGGGUCCAGAGCGGGGUGUGAUCAUUGUAAAACACCUUCCGCACGGAUUCUUUGAGCAGCAACUGCGGCAGUACUUCCGCCAGUUCGGUCGGGUGCUCCGUGUCCGGCUUGCCCGUUCCCUACGUACCGGCAAUAGCAAGGGCUAUGCCUUCGUGGAGUUCGAGUAUCCGGAGGUGGCCAAAGUGGCGGCUGACACCAUGGACAACUACCUUAUGUUCCAGAAGGUGGUCAAGGCCUCCUACAUACCUCCGGAGAAGCAGGCCUUCAAUUACUUUAGAACCUCUUUGAAGAAAGUCACGAAUAAGGCUGGAAAGGAGAUCUACGUUUCGGAUGUGACCAAAGCCACCCAGCGCAGUGUUAAGAAACAGAACAACUGGGAUGAAUCCGCCUGCCAGAAGCGCACUGUGACCAACCUCAACAAGAUAAAGAAGAUGCAGGAAAAGUACAAGGACUUGGGCAUCGAUUUCUCCAGCCUGCUCGUGCAGCCAAUCAAGAAGACAAAGGAUGCUCCAAAGGGAGAGACAACCGAGGCCUCUACCAGCAAGGCAGCCAAGGCUGACAAGAAGCUGAAGUCGCCAAAGCUAGAAGACUUGCUGGGCACCACCAUCGACGAAGAUUCCGACGAUGAGGACUAUGAGGACGCUAGCGACGAUGAGUCCGAACUGGAGGAGGACGAAGACGGUGAACAGGCCACCGAUGACAGCGACGAAGAAGAGGAGGAUCUUCCGGUGCCCCCAAAAAAGGCACAAAAGAAGACCAAAGCCGCCGUCGAAAGCUUGGCGGAUAAGCUGAAGCGCAAGCCCGGCACUGGUGGAAUCCAGAAAAAGAAAGCCGCACCUGUUGUCGCCAAGGCAGCGAAGGCAUCAAUAAAGAAUGUCGCCACCCACAAGCUGCAGCUGGCCGCAGCUAAGAAACUGGCCAAACCCCUGCCCAUAGGUAAGGCCAAGAAGUCGAAGAAGUAGCUUAGAAUACCUUUACUAUCUGUAGUUGUUAAGUAAACAAAAUCAUUUUGUAAGUUGAA